Messenger RNA from Lathyrus oleraceus (garden pea), 2402 nucleotides. RefSeq names its product aspartyl protease family protein 2. The record is from RefSeq and is a predicted model, not a curated record. Gene Ontology annotation, biological process: proteolysis. The coding region runs from base 340 to 2004 and encodes 554 amino acids. The transcript has a single exon. Gene Ontology annotation, molecular function: aspartic-type endopeptidase activity. Lineage: Eukaryota; Viridiplantae; Streptophyta; Magnoliopsida; Fabales; Fabaceae.
CAAUAGUUUAGGAAACUGACAUGAAAAAACACUUCAUUAAAAUAUAUAAAAUCCUUGUAAUUUGUUACUCCUAUGAAUCAAAUCAAAACCGUGUUUUUGUACUACCUUUGACAUUUGGCUUCCAUUUUCUCAUUCAUUUCUACUACCAAUAAAGCCAUCACAGAACACAAACUUCUCAAUCAAACCACACCCUUUUUUUUCUUUCAAUAAUUUCUCAUUUUUGUCUCAAAAGUUCAAUUUUUUUGGUUUCAUCCUCUUUGUUUACCUCAAAUUUGGAUAAAGUUUUGCUCUUUCCAAUUUUGGGUCUCAGAUUUUCAAGAAAAAGGGGAAAUUUUUAGUAUGAUUUUCAAGGUUUUUUCUAUUUUGAUUCUACUUGUGUUAUGUUCUUUUGCUGUGGAAGCCAUUUCUGUGAAUCAUAAUCACAAUAGUCUCAAGAAGAAUGGAUCUUCUCUUGCUGCUAUAAAGUUUCCUGAACAUCCAAGUUUCAAUGUUGCUUCUUCUUCUGAGGACACUGAUUGUGGUUUCUCAAAUUCAGACAAAUUUGGAACUUCAAUGAAACCAGGUGAAGAAGAUGUUGAGGCUUUUCUAGAUUCAAAUCCACAGAAGAAAUCCGUGAAGCUUCAUUUGAAGCACAUAUCAAUGAGGAAUGAAAUUGAGCCAAAAAGAAAAUCAGUGAUUGAUUACACAGUAAAGGAUUUGACAAGAAUUCAAACUCUUCACACAAGGGUCAUUGAAAAGAAGAACCAAAACACAGUUUCAAGGCUGCAGAAAGCAAAUCCAAAGCAGUCAUACAAACCAGCAGUUGCUGUUGCUCCGGUCGCUGCGGCUGCGGCUGCGGCCUCGCCGGAAUAUUCGACUCAGCUUGUGGCAACUUUGGGAUCAGGAGUGAGUCUUGGCUCUGGUGAGUAUUUCAUGGAUGUGUUUAUAGGUACACCCCCUAAGCAUUAUUCUCUAAUACUUGAUACUGGUAGUGACCUUAAUUGGAUUCAAUGUGUUCCUUGCAUUGCUUGUUUUGAACAAACUGGUCCAUAUUAUGAUCCUAAAGAAUCUAGUUCUUUUGAGAAUAUAACCUGUCAUGAUCCUAGAUGCAAACUAGUUUCAUCACCAGAUCCACCUAGGCCUUGUAAAGAUGAGAAUCAAACUUGUCCUUAUUUCUAUUGGUAUGGUGAUAGUUCCAACACAACCGGUGAUUUCGCAUCGGAAACUUUUACGGUUAAUCUCACAACCAGUGAAGGAAAUUCGGAGUUCAAACAUGUCGAGAACGUGAUGUUCGGUUGUGGUCAUUGGAAUAGAGGACUAUUCCAUGGUGCUGCUGGUUUGUUAGGGUUAGGGAGAGGACCUUUAUCAUUUGCUUCUCAGCUUCGGUCUAUCUAUGGUCAUUCGUUUUCGUAUUGUCUCGUCGAUAGAAACAGCGACUCGAGUGUUAGUAGUAAGUUGAUAUUCGGCGAGGAUAAGGAACUUCUUAGCCAUCCGAAUUUGAAUUUCACUUCUUUCGUUGGUGGCGAAGAGAAUUCGGUCGAUACGUUUUACUACGUCGGGAUAAAAUCGGUUAUGGUUGAUGGCGAAGCGUUGAGUAUACCAGAAGAAACUUGGCGAUUAUCAGAAGAAGGUUCUGGUGGUACUAUAAUUGAUUCUGGAACAACUUUAACUUAUUUUGCUGAACCUGCUUAUGAGAUUAUCAAAGAAGCUUUUAUGAAAAAGAUUAAGGGGUAUGAAAUUGUUGAAGGCUUUCCUCCUCUAAAGCCAUGUUAUAAUGUUUCAGGAAUUGAGAAAAUGGAGUUACCUGAUUUUGGGAUUUUGUUCUCAGAUGGAGCAAUGUGGGAUUUUCCUGUUGAGAAUUACUUUAUACAGAUUGAAUCUGAUGUUGUUUGUUUGGCUAUUUUGGGGACUCCUAGGUCUGCUCUUUCAAUUAUUGGAAACUAUCAGCAGCAAAAUUUUCAUAUACUUUAUGAUAUGAAGAAAUCUAGACUCGGUUACGCACCGAUGAAGUGCGCUGAUGUUUAACAUUCUUUUAAGGUUUGAAAGGCACCCAGAUUAUAAGCAGUCAGCGCAUCUGAAGCCAUCUGAAUAAGAUCAAACAAAUUAGAUCUUAACAGGAUGGUCGUACAUGCGAUCAACGCAUCUGAAGCCAUCUGAAAAAGAUCAGUUAUUCGGAUGGUUGUUGGUGCGCUGACUCUGCAUGCAAUCCGAAUGAAUGUGUUUAAAGAUUACACUGUAUAGUCUCAUAAUUGUAAACAUGGUUAUUAAGAGGAUGUAGAAUUUUUGGUUUUUGGUUAGAUGGGAAAUUAUUUACAUAGAAAAAUAAAAAUAAGUUUAGGUUAUAUUUUAGGGUUUAUGACCAAACACAAACUUGUUUUGUAUACAUUUUAACUGAUUCAAUUUUAAGUUUAUUGUUUAUUCAA